Macadamia integrifolia is the source of this 750-nucleotide messenger RNA. RefSeq names its product protein NRT1/ PTR FAMILY 6.2-like. The transcript has 3 exons. Gene Ontology annotation, biological process: transmembrane transport. The record is from RefSeq and is a predicted model, not a curated record. Gene Ontology annotation, molecular function: transmembrane transporter activity. Gene Ontology annotation, cellular component: membrane. NCBI's taxonomy places the organism in Eukaryota, Viridiplantae, Streptophyta, Magnoliopsida, Proteales, Proteaceae. Bases 1 to 750 code for a protein of 249 amino acids.
AUGGGAAUCGCUGCCAACCUUGUGACUUAUUCAACUGGGACAUUGUAUCUUCCAAGUGCAAUUGCUGCCAAAAUUGUAUCGGACUUUUUUGGCGCUGGAUAUCUCUUGUGUUUAGUCGGCAGUUUCGUGGCAGAUAGUUUCUUAGGCCGUUAUUGGACAAUUGCCAUUUCCGCAAUGAUCAUAGCGGUAGUAAGUGCUGCCAUUUUAUCAAUCUCAUGCGCAAUGCCAUCACUACAACCACCCCCUUGCCUGCUUAACAGUAGUACGUGCAUACCGGCCAAUGGCCUCCAAGUUGGAAUUCUGAAUCUUGCUUUAUACGUUAUCGCAAUUGGACAAGGUGGACUUAAAGCCAAUGUCUCAGGAUUUGGAACUGAUCAAUUCGAUGAGAAUGAUAACAAGGAAAAAACAAAGAUGGAUUACUUCUUCCGUAGAUUUUAUUUCUGCAUCAGCCUUGGAACUAUACUUAGUGUCACACUGGGAAUAGGUGUGCAAGACUAUGUGACUGGAACUCAGGUUGGCACUGGAUGGCUAACUAGCAACAUAAACUAUGGGAAAUUAUACUAUUUCUAUGCUCUACUGGCAGUGUUAAGCUUCAUAAACUUGAUAUUCUACAUUCUUUGUGCCCUAUGGUAUGUGAGAACAAUGAAAAAUGCUACACAAAUUGAGAGCAUCGUUACAAGUUCUGAUGAGGAAGAAAAACAUGAUAUGCAGAUGAAGGGCACCCUUACAACUUCUGCAGAGGAAGAUUAA